Amphiprion ocellaris (clown anemonefish) is the source of this 3689-nucleotide messenger RNA. RefSeq names its product zinc finger protein ZFP2-like. The coding region runs from base 248 to 1429 and encodes 393 amino acids. The transcript is spliced from 2 exons. Gene Ontology annotation, molecular function: DNA-binding transcription factor activity, RNA polymerase II-specific; RNA polymerase II cis-regulatory region sequence-specific DNA binding. The record is from RefSeq and is a predicted model, not a curated record. Gene Ontology annotation, biological process: regulation of transcription by RNA polymerase II. Lineage: Eukaryota; Metazoa; Chordata; Actinopteri; Pomacentridae. Gene Ontology annotation, cellular component: nucleus.
UCUGCCGGAACCAUGAAUUACAGACUUGGGUUCCCCCCGGAGGUUUUUUAGUACUGGACCUGAGCUGCUUUGUUUACUUUUCUCCUGGAAGCGUUAACGUGUCCGUUAGUUCAUAAAUCUUUAUCCAGGAGCGUUUUACCGGUUUAGUUUCGGUGUUUUUGUCGGUUAAAACGUUCAUAUUUCCGCGCUUACUCUAACUUUUAACGGCAUUAAUUGAAAAUAUUGCAGAAAAUUAAAGUGCAGAAACAUGUCGGCUGGUCCGCAGAUGUUCCCCUCCUCUCCGUCCUUCCCUCCCGGGCCGGCGGAGGGUUUCGCCGGCGUGGACCCGCUCAGCAGCCCGCUGUCGGAGAUGGACACCCUGCGGAUGUUCGUCAACGAGCGGCUGACGGCGGCGGUGGACGACAUUCUGGGCGUGUUCGGGAAAACCGUGGCCCGGUACCGGGAGCAGAUAGACCACCAGCGGCGGCAGUUGGACAGCCUGGAGGCCGGGGAGGGCAGGUGGAGCCGGGCGGCAGGUCGGUGUGUGACCCCGGAUCACCAAACAUCCAACUCUCUGCAGUCGUCCUCCUGGAUAAAAACCUGCCCUGAACACCAGAUCCUGAACGUCCAGCUGCUCCAGACCAGCAACACCGAUGGGACUGACGCCGGCACCUCGGCUGCUCUGAUUAAAACAGAGGACGGCGGUGAGGACUGUAGAGGGACUGAACCAAACAACCACUUUGAUCCAGCCGCUGGUCUGGAAGCAGCGAGCGACGGCCGACUCCUGGAUGAGGGCUCGGACACUGAGGACAGCGGAGAUUACUGGAGAGAAGCUGCUGAACUCUGGAAGCCAAAUGAGACGGCAGAAACAGAAAGUUCAGGGAAAGACGUGAAGAGCUGCGCUGAUCUGCCGCAGCAGUACAAACUGCUUCCCACCGAGUUCAGCUGCAAAGUUUGCGGCGAGUCUUUCCAGAGGAUGAGUUAUCUGCUCAAUCACUCUGCGGCACAUCUGAGGGACUGCGGCAUUUGCGGGAAACAUCUGGAGCGCACCGAGAGUUUGAAGCUUCACCUCAAAGUCCACCGAGAAUCGUCGUUCCGCUGCAGCGUCUGCGGGCAGAGCUUCACCCUGCGGGGGAACCUCAGGACGCACAUGAGAAUCCACUCGGGCGAGCGGCCGUACGCCUGCACCGUCUGCGGCAAGAGCUUCGGCAGGAGGGCGACGCUGGUGCGACACGUCCGCAGCCACACGGGCGAGAAACCGUUCACCUGCACGUACUGCGGCCACGGCUUCGUGGAGAAGGGAAACCUGACGGUGCACCUGCGGACGCACACCGGAGAGAGGCCGUACUGGUGCUCCGUCUGCGACCGCCGCUUCAGCCAGCUGUCCUGCUACUACAAACACCCAUGUCAGAGGAGAGGCCUGAUCUCUGCCCCCGUUAAACCCAGCUGACUGCCGCAAAACAGGACGAGGAUAACCAAGCAAAACCUCCUUCACAAAACACAGCAAUACAACUCAUUCCUGAUUUUAAAGGAGCAGUGAAACAUCAUUCUCUGUCAAGUGUGAAGGAUUUCGGACUCUUCUGGACGAUGCAACAAUCAUUUUAUUUAUUUACAUUUUGGUAUCUGAGAAAUCAUGUUGUAGAUUUUUUGCAGAAGACUCUAAACACUUUCCUACCAAUGAGCCUCGGCAGCUGUUUCCUUUGAAAACAAGCUAAUCAUUUGCUUUGUGAACUAAACUCAUCUUCAUGAAUCCAAAUCUGACCUAGAAUUGGAUGUAAAUUGUUUAAUUUUCAGCUCCUGUGUUUUCCAGCUCAUUUCCUGAAAACUCCCCACAUAAUUUCCUAAAAAAAUAGCUGCUGUUUAGCUGUAAAUUACAGGACAUUUCCAAGUAAGUACUGCACGAGUACAUGCUAACAAUUGUUUUAUUGUCGAUUAACAUAUUUAUUUUCAAUGAAAACUGACUAGUUUGGUCUAUAAAAUGGUGCAAAAUCAGUGUUUCCCAAGAUGACAAAUGCCUUGUUUUAUCUACAAUCCAAUAAUAUUAAUUUUACUGUCAUCGAGGAGGAAAGAACCCAGAAAAUGUUUGCAUUUAAGAAGCUGGAAUCAGAAAUGAACUCAAACCAACUAAUCGACUAAUCAGUUUCAUUCUUUGACAACUAAUGAAUAACUAUUGCACCUCUAAAUUACAAGCUAAAUCAGGAGUUAUUUCUUGCACAUAUAUGGGAUUUUUUAAUUUAAAUAAUUAGAAAAUUAUGUUUUUGAGGACUGAAAGAGUUCACAGACUGUCUGGACUGAUGGAUGCUAAUGUGUAACAAACAUUCUUAAUCAUUGAUUUAAUAGAAAAUGAGCCACACUAAGUCACUUUAUUUAUUAAUUAUCACAUCAUAUUGAAACACUAAUGAAUUUAGAAAGAAUGCAGUUCAACUAACAUGCAGCAGAAACACCUUUAGACAGAUGAACGUUGCUUCCAAAUUAUCCCUCCACUCAAAAUGUUUAUUCCAGUGAGGUGUAACAUAUCAAAUAAAACUGCAUGACUUGACCGUUCCAAAUAUUGUGUUUGCUUCUCUGCGUGACAAAGUGUUGUUGAGAAAAAUAAUGUAAAAACAAGAAAAGCACUCAGAGAGCGCAGUACUCUGCCAAGGCUGUUCAGUGGUUGUAUCGUUUCCGAUGGCUGCAAUCUUGAAAAAAUUUGUGGCAGAAAUCACGACACCAUAGAAUGUGGCCAUUUAAUAUAUAUGUACAUUGUAUGUAUAUAUAAACAAAAUUACAUUGCGCUGAGCACAGGCGUGUGUUAUGCAUGUGUACAUUACGUAUGGAUACCAAAUCAGGUGACCUAAAUAUGUAGCAGGUGGCGGGAAUUGACGGGACUCGGAAACACCCCCACAAUUUAAUCAGUUGUUCCUUGUAUGAUUUCUAACGGAUAAGUCCCUGUAAGUCUGCAACGGUUGAUUGGUAGUAGGAUUUUAAUCACGUAAUCGUCAGCAGGCAGCUGACGUAGUGUUCACAUGUUGUCAUAGUUACAGUGACGCCAUGCCGCUAUCUCGCAAUGAUACAGAAAUCUUUAACAAAUCCGUGGAUCCAGACUAUAAGUCGCGUCACUGCCAAAAUCUACUCAGGUGGUCCUUGUGUUAUUUCUGACCUUCCCUGAAAAUUUCAUCCAAAAACGAUUGUCCAUUUUUCAGUAAUGUUGCUAACAGACAGACAAACGUACGCCGAUCGUCACAUAACUCCGCCAUUCCUUGGUGGAGUAAUAUCUGGACAGCCAAUUUUCUACUUAUGCAACACUUUUUGACAAACUUGAUUACAGUAUGUGUAAAAUUUACAAAGUAAUAAUGAAACAUUCCAGGAAGUUAUCAGAAAAUACAGGACCUGUAAAAUAUAAUCCUGAUUUCAACUGCAGGUUGUGUUUCUGUUUUUUUACAUUCCACCUGUCAUUAGAAAUACAUACAACACAAUUAUACUCUGUGAUCGGAUGUUUCUGAUUGAAAUGCAUCUUGGGAGUUCGACUUUCUUGUACCUUUGACUUUUUAACAAAGAACGAGGCGUUUUCCAACACAAUCGUUCAUAUUUUCUACUGGUAACUUCAAUCCAACAUGCAGAACUUUGAGAUGUUGUUACUGAAGCCUCUGCUGAGCUGAGAAUUGUAUUAGUACUGAAUAUGUACCAGAAAAUGAGAACUGUGAAACAAAUAAAGGCUUUCUGCUUUAUUA